GGAACAUGGUUGAAAGCCAAAGGGCCCCCUCCCAUUCACUCAUUGGUUAAGUGAGACAAAACAAUCUCUCCACUCUCUCUCACCCAUCAUUCUCGACCAGCACACCCCAAGGAACGAGGGAAGAGCCUUUCACACCAUCUUCCAUAGCUUCACCUUGAGCUCAAACAAGGACAAGUCCACAAAGGAAGUUUAAGGAGGGAAAAAGUGAGGAAAGGCUUGGAUAAUGAAGGCACUUGUAAAGGGUAUUUCAAGUGAUUUCACAAAGUUGGAAAAGUCGCCGGAGUUAUCGCCGGAGUUGACCAAAAGUCGCCGGAGUUUCACCGGAGUUCAACCAAGAAGGGUAGAACUUCAUAACGCUAGUUCAAGAUUUCAUCUUCACACUCUUAAGCCUGUUCGUACCCCUCUUGCUACACGAACUAAACUUUCUCUCACUGAUGGGGAUCUCCUAGAAGAUCCAUCUGAGUACAGAAGUAUGGUAGGUGCUUUACAGUAUUUGACUAUGACUCGACCUGAUAUUACAUUUGCUGUUCACUUGGUUUCUCAAUUUAUGCAUGCGCCCCGUACACCUCAUCUUUUGGCUGUUAAGCGUAUUUUCAGGUAUCUUCAGGGGUCUAUCUCGCAUGGAUUACUAUUUCGGCCGAGCACUACUACUCCUACCAUACAGGCUUACUCCGAUGCUGAUUGGGCUGGCUGUCCUGAUAGCAGUCGGUCCACCUCUGGUUUUGCUAUUUUUCUAGGUCCAAAUUUGGUUUCUUGAAAGGCUAAGAAGCAACCAACUGUCUCUCGUUCUUCCGCUGAAUAUAGGGCAAUUGCAUACACAAAUCAGGAUACUCUGCAUAUACGCUCCAUCUUAUUUGAAUUGGGGUUUCCUGUUCAUGCACCAGUCACACUGAUGUGUGAUAAUAUUUCGGCUUCUUAUUUGUCAGCUAAUCCUAUUCAGCAUGCUCGGAGUAAGCAUAUCAGCAUUGAUUAUCAUUUUGUACGUGAACGAGUCUCCCAUGGUGAUCUCAUUGUUCGUCAUGUUCCAACUUAGUUUCAGUUAGCAGAUAUUUUGACAGAGUUUAUCUCCGCAGCGUUUUAUUUUUCUUAGGGACAAUCUGCGCAUUGUUUCCCCUGCACAGCUUGAGGGGGUGUAAUAGAGUAAUUAUACUUUAAUUAGGUUUCCAUAUUUAUUUGUUUCCUAAUGUACUCAGAACUCUUUUAUUAUAUAUAUGACAUCUAG
Messenger RNA from Cuscuta epithymum, 1222 nucleotides. NCBI's taxonomy places the organism in Eukaryota, Viridiplantae, Streptophyta, Magnoliopsida, Solanales, Convolvulaceae. The record is from the annotation of a GenBank genome assembly.